AUGCUGUUGCUCGACUACCAAAAUGUCCUGAUUGAGUCGCUACUCAAGGACCGCUUCUCUGGCGCGACUCCCACUUCAAUUGACCAGAUCGUCUCCGACUUCGACGGCGUCACCUUCCACAUCUCCACCCCCACGUCAAAGACAAAGAUCCUCAUCUCCAUCAACAUCAAGUGCUACAAGGAGCUCGUCCAAUAUGGUGCCGAGCAGGUUCUCGAACGCGAAUACCAGGGCUACAUUGUCUCGCCCGAGACCGGCUACGACUUCUCCGUAGAAAUCGAUCUUGAGAACCUCCCCGCCGACCAAGAAGCCCGCACCGACCUCAUCUCCCGCCUCAGUUUGCUAAAGCGCAAUGCCAUGGCUGCCCCCUUCGAGCAGGCCUUUGACGAAUACCAGGCACUGCACGAAGAGGCCUCCAAGUACACUUCCGAAUCUGCCCCCCAGGGUGUCCUUGAGGGUGGCCAGGUCAGAGCCAUUCACUACCGCGAGGAAGAGGCCAUCUACGUAAAGGCCAGUCACGACCGUGUCACCGUUAUCUUCAGCACAAUCUUCCGCGAGGAAACGGAUCGCAUCUUUGGCAAGGUCUUCUUGCAAGAGUUUGUCGACGCCCGUCGCAGAGCUAUUCAGAACGCCCCGCAAGUUCUCUUCCGUAACGACCCGCCUCUGGAACUGCAGGGCAUGUCUGGUCUGCCUCCCUCAGGCACCGCUGACGUCGGCUACGUCACCUUUGUUCUGUUCCCUCGCCAUCUUCAACCCGCCAGAAGAUACGAGGUCAUCUCGCACAUUCAGACUUUCCGCGAUUAUUUCCACUACCACAUCAAGGCCUCAAAAGCCUACAUCCACUCGAGAAUGCGCAGACGAACUGCCGACUUCCUUCAAGUCCUUCGUCGUGCAAGACCAGAGGCCGAGGAGAAGGAGCGCAAGACCGCCAGUGGCAGGACCUUCAGGGUCCAGGCGUAG
Molecule: messenger RNA, 957 nt
Organism: Aureobasidium namibiae CBS 147.97
Lineage: Eukaryota; Fungi; Ascomycota; Dothideomycetes; Dothideales; Saccotheciaceae
Product: P34-Arc-domain-containing protein
Exons: 3
Coding region: 1-957 (318 amino acids)
Biological process (GO): actin filament polymerization; Arp2/3 complex-mediated actin nucleation
Cellular component (GO): Arp2/3 protein complex; actin cytoskeleton
Molecular function (GO): structural constituent of cytoskeleton; actin filament binding
Source: RefSeq, a predicted model, not a curated record